GGUGGCUGUUGACCGGCUCUUGCGAGGGGCGCUGACUCAGGCUGGGGGUUAGACUCGUUCUUGAGAGGAACGUGUCCGUCCGAGGAGAAAAUGAGUUUAGCUCUGAGAAAUGAGCUGGUGGUAGACAAAACCAAGAGGAAAAAAAGAAGAGAGCUCUCUGAGGAACAGAAACAAGAAAUUAAAGAUGCUUUUGAGCUGUUUGAUACAGACAAAGAUGAAGCAAUAGAUUAUCAUGAAUUGAAGGUGGCAAUGAGAGCCUUGGGGUUUGAUGUGAAAAAAGCUGAUGUACUGAAAAUCCUUAAAGAUUAUGACAGAGAAGCCACAGGGAAAAUCACCUUUGAAGAUUUUAAUGAAGUUGUGACAGACUGGAUAUUGGAAAGAGAUCCCCAUGAAGAAAUAUUGAAGGCCUUUAAAUUAUUUGAUGAUGAUGAUUCGGGGAAAAUAAGCUUGAGGAACUUGCGGCGUGUUGCCCGAGAAUUGGGUGAGAACAUGAGUGAUGAAGAACUCCGGGCAAUGAUAGAAGAAUUUGAUAAAGACGGUGAUGGAGAAAUAAAUCAAGAGGAGUUCAUUGCCAUUAUGACUGGUGACAUUUAAAUGAUUAUUAGAAGACCCACUAAGAAGGUGGCAGUUACCAUCUUGUCUACUUUUGUGCCUGGAGCCAUGUAAAGGAGAAGGCAACUUUGUUCCCAGAGGACCAAAAUAAGCAUCUUAUGUAUUUGUACUUUACUACUCUUCAGUUUCUUUGUAUAAACGGUGUUGUUAGUACUCAAAUAGUUCAGUUUUGUAUUUAUAGUAUAGCUUUUAUAUAAAGUUUCAACAAUUAAAUCAUGUGAUACAGAUUCUUCUUUGAGGGUUUUUAAUAACAGUAAUCGCAUUUGGUGUACACGUUUUUCAAGCUUUAAUUAAUAAAAUACUUGUUAGCAUUUUAGAGUUUAGUAAAUAUAUUUUGAUUCCUAAUGUC
Echinops telfairi (small Madagascar hedgehog) is the source of this 961-nucleotide messenger RNA. It is a transcript of the gene CETN3, whose product is annotated as centrin 3. Gene Ontology annotation, cellular component: microtubule organizing center. NCBI's taxonomy places the organism in Eukaryota, Metazoa, Chordata, Mammalia, Afrosoricida, Tenrecidae. Gene Ontology annotation, biological process: spindle pole body duplication. The coding region runs from base 91 to 594 and encodes 167 amino acids. Gene Ontology annotation, molecular function: calcium ion binding; microtubule binding. The transcript is spliced from 5 exons. The record is from RefSeq and is a predicted model, not a curated record.